Molecule: messenger RNA, 767 nt
Organism: Meloidogyne enterolobii
Lineage: Eukaryota; Metazoa; Nematoda; Chromadorea; Rhabditida; Meloidogynidae
Source: the annotation of a GenBank genome assembly
GUAUUUCCAUUAUGGCUGAAUUUCCCGAUGUUGGUGCUCAUUGUGCUGUUGCUGAGUGUCGCCAGCUUGACUUCCUCCCUAUCAAGUGCAAUGUUUGUUCGAAUAUCUUUUGCAAACAUCACUAUCCCUACGACUCACAUGACUGUACAAAGGCACGCAAAAAGGAUCCUAAGGUAACGGUUUGUCCUCUUUGUCGUCAGCCUAUUCCUCUCAAAUAUGGAGAAUCGCCUGAUCUGUUAGUUAGUGAUCAUAUUGACAAGGAUUGUAAGUCUGACAGGAAACGAUGGGCGCCAAAAUGUGGAGUAACUGGUUGUUAUAAACGAGAGCUCAUUAAAAUGGACUGUAAACACUGCGGAAUUCACUUUUGUCUCGGCCAUCGUCAUCCAGUUGAUCAUAAAUGCAAAGAGUCGAAGAAGGGGAACAAAAAGAGUGAAAUUGACACUGACGCCGAGUUGGCCAAAAAAUUGGAUGAAAUAUUAAACUCAAAGCCUUCCAAGCCUAUGGAUCCGGAAGAAUUGAAUUUCUUGUUGGCACAGCAAUUGCAAAUGGAAGAGGAUGAACGGUUUAUUUCUUUUAUUUUAAAAAUUUUUUCAAAAAUAAUUGGAAUUUUUUUUCGAUAUUUUGAAAAUUUUUGGGUCUUUAUUAGUGUUAUUCAAACGCGUUUUUUCGGUAUCGGUAUCGGUAUUUUCGGUAAAAUACCGAUACCGAAAAAAUACCGAUUUUUAAAAAAUUGUUCGGUACCGUAUUCGGUAUCGGUAUUUCGGUAA